AUGUCAAGAUAUGGCAAAAACCUUGUGCAUUAUAUAAUCGUGGAACACGACGAUCAACGCGGCCAAAAGCCGAUCGACGACGACGACGAAAAAAAUUUUUAUUACCACUGUUCCUUCACCUUCGAAACUUUUUUUCGGGCGACGGCGUUUCUUUUAGCUCCUGCGGUAUGUGCGGUGCGGGAGGUCCCUUGUCGCCUCACACGGACCCGAUAUAACGCUACGGAAUACAUCGAGGGGUAUGGGUGGAUGAUAUCACUGCAGCAAGGUCUGGGUGUUGCAGAAUUUUACCGGCCUUGGCCCCUCAGCGUCCAGCUACAGCGUUAUACUACUCCAAGUCGCCGUUCCCGUUUUGCUGUUCUCACCCCUCAGAGAAAAUGCCACCAGAACGAAGCCAAUGGUCAGGACUUAUCGUUACUUAUACUGUUGAGCCGGAUAUAUCCGCUGUGCUCUAAUACCAGCCAAACGAGAAGGGUAGCGGCAAGAAAGGGUAAACUUUCAUGA
Saccharomyces cerevisiae S288C is the source of this 501-nucleotide messenger RNA. RefSeq names its product Utr5p (gene UTR5). The transcript has a single exon. Bases 1 to 501 code for a protein of 166 amino acids. NCBI's taxonomy places the organism in Eukaryota, Fungi, Ascomycota, Saccharomycetes, Saccharomycetales, Saccharomycetaceae. The record is from RefSeq and is marked reviewed.